GGUUUUUAGCAUGUGCACAGUCGGAAGGUAGCAAUUGUGGCUUUGUUGAAUGGGUUGAUCACCAGUGGCCCCCAACAAUGCAGAAUGCAUUGUUGAAGCUAUGGGCAAUGGUUGAAGAUGCCAAAAGUGCUAGGGUGAAUGACAAUCUUGAGAAUUCUUUCACUAUCCACCAUCUGACAGAAGAGAAGAACAAGCUGGAGGCCAACUAUGACAAGCUAGUCCAAGAUGUGCAUGAGCUGAUGAACUUCCAGGAAGAUAAGGUGGUGGAUUUCAGGCAUCUGCAGUCUGCCAUUAUAUAUCAGCAGGAGGUAAGAAAAGAACUGACUGAUGAUAUGAAGGCAAAGAUGGCAAAGAAAGAUGCAGAGACCCAGCAACUUACUCAGAAGUAUGAGGUGCUGCUCAACCUGACAAGAGCUCAAGCAACAGUCAUUCAGAACUUGAAGUUGAACAAAAUGAAAGAGAAGCAAGUGCUUCCUGAAGCUAGUAUGAAUUUGGAGCUGAAGAAUGCAGAGCUAACUAAGUGUUAG
Triticum dicoccoides is the source of this 527-nucleotide messenger RNA. RefSeq lists its product as uncharacterized. Lineage: Eukaryota; Viridiplantae; Streptophyta; Magnoliopsida; Poales; Poaceae. The record is from RefSeq and is a predicted model, not a curated record. Bases 78 to 527 code for a protein of 149 amino acids. The transcript is spliced from 2 exons.